AUGGAGAAAAUCGCUAGCUCCCCAAUCUCCAACCUGCCCCAGGAGAUAUAUCUCAAAAUCUUCAGUUGGUGUUGCAUUAGAAUGGUCAUUCUCAAGCCUCCUUGGCGAAACUACCUGCCAACGCUUGUGCUGGGACAGGUGUGCAAGCUGUGGCAUGCAAUCAUAGAACAGAAUCCUCAGCUCUGGUCAACAUUCUGUGCAGAAACAAUGGGCCCAGAAACCGCACUUGCUGAGGUUCUGCGCAGAUCCAAGCAUUCCCCUCUGGAUCUCACCAUCUGGCUGCAAGGUUCACUACUACCAUCCUGUCUUCUGACCACCGCCCCUAGAAUCCAGCAACUCUCUCUACUUGCCUUCGAAGGCGAAAAUUUUGUCUCCCUCUUCAAUCAAGAAUUCAAAUUUCCUGCACUGAAGUCCCUUAACCUACGCCACGGAACUGUUCACGAAGGUCCAUACCCAAUUAUCGACCCCUUCAGCGGUGCCUUUGAUUGUUCCGUUCUCACUUCUCUUCUGGUCUCUCGCCUCUCUUUUCUACCCUCACACCCUCUCCCAUCCAUCAGGUACAUCUGGAUUGAUCACAUGCGGCUAGACGAUGCAUGCAAACUCCUCACCCAGUGCCCCAACGUUGAGGACAUACACAUAGGAUCCAUUCGCCUAGAGCACUUUCCGGGCAACAUGGUACCCGAACCGUCGUUUGAUUUACCCGUUGCCCUGAAGUCCUGUGUUUCUCUUUCCCUUCACACUCUCACUGGCGGCGCCAUAGUGGAUACCUCGCUACAAUGUUUCCAGCUUCCAAACCUAACCUCACUCCAAUUCAAACGGUCGUACUGCCCUACUUCCAACAUCGAUCUUCUACAACAUUUCCAACGUCUGAUGUCUCUGAACCUCCACAACAUUCGCUUGUCUAAAAUCUCACUCCCGCAACUCUUAAGCAACCUUGCAAAUCUUCGGCACCUAUCCUACUCUGAAGACGACCCGUGGGUGGAAAAUCCAACUGGUGUUAAGCUCUUCAGGUACCUUUGCCUGCAUCAAUCAGCUGCCUACCUCCCCGCACUGGAACACCUCAUGUUUAGCGUGGAGUUCCGAGUAAUGUUCCACGUUCUUACCUUUUGCGCACUACACACCCACUUAGAUCAGGUAUACUUGACGUUAUUAAAGCAGGAGAACCAGCCGCCUCGUUAUGAAGAACUCUUCACAGCCAGAUGCAAGAAAUUGGCGAGAGUCAGAAAAUAUAACAUUGAAAAAGUGUGA
Messenger RNA from Lentinula edodes (shiitake mushroom), 1248 nucleotides. RefSeq lists its product as uncharacterized. The coding region runs from base 1 to 1248 and encodes 415 amino acids. The transcript is spliced from 2 exons. Gene Ontology annotation, molecular function: protein binding. NCBI's taxonomy places the organism in Eukaryota, Fungi, Basidiomycota, Agaricomycetes, Agaricales, Omphalotaceae. The record is from RefSeq and is a predicted model, not a curated record.